UUCCUCAUAAGGCAUCGUUUCCAGGCCUUUGGCCAUUUUGGUUGCCCUCUUCUGGACACGUUCCAGCUUGUCAGUAUCCUUGAACUGUGGUGCCCAGAACUGGACACAGUACUCCAGCUUGAAAAUGUCAGUGAUUCGACUCGGAAAAGUGGUCCCCAAAACCAGCAUCCUCUUCCUGUGUGACUUGCAAGAGAAAUUUCGGACGAAUAUCAGCUACUUCCCUCAGAUUGUAUCUGUGGCAGCUCGGAUGCUAAAGGUUGCCAAGGCUCUCGAAAUCCGGGCGGUAGUGACCGAACAAUACCCCAAAGGCCUGGGCCCUACGGUGCCAGAGCUGGGUGCUGAAGACUUGCCGAAAUAUGCCAAGACCUGCUUCAGCAUGGUUAUCCCAGAGGUGGAGAAGGAGAUGGCAGCUGUGCCCGACUUGAAAUCUGUGCUUUUGUGUGGGAUCGAGACACAGGCCUGCAUCAUGAGCACAGCGUUGGACCUCAUGGAGCGAGGCCUGGAUGUUCACGUGGUGGUGGAUGCCUGCUCUUCCCGCAGUCAGGUGGACAGGAUUGUGGCUUUGUCCAGAUUACGCCAGAGCGGUGCCUUCCUCACCACCAGCGAAGGGCUCAUUCUGCAACUGGUCAGAGAUGCUGCGCACCCCUAUUUCCGAGAGAUCCAGAAGAUGCUUAAGGACCCUGCCCCAGACAGCGGCCUUCUCCCCCUCCUGAAAGAACCAAGCCCCCUUUUCAGCUAGGCCAGCUGCUCCAUUGACCCAGAUC
This is a messenger RNA of Zootoca vivipara (common lizard), 764 nucleotides long. It is a transcript of the gene ISOC2, whose product is annotated as isochorismatase domain containing 2. Lineage: Eukaryota; Metazoa; Chordata; Lepidosauria; Squamata; Lacertidae. The record is from RefSeq and is a predicted model, not a curated record.